Messenger RNA from Episyrphus balteatus (marmalade hoverfly), 569 nucleotides. It is a transcript of the gene Pfdn2, whose product is annotated as probable prefoldin subunit 2. Bases 110 to 553 code for a protein of 147 amino acids. The record is from RefSeq and is a predicted model, not a curated record. Gene Ontology annotation, biological process: protein folding. Lineage: Eukaryota; Metazoa; Arthropoda; Insecta; Diptera; Syrphidae. Gene Ontology annotation, cellular component: cytoplasm; prefoldin complex. Gene Ontology annotation, molecular function: protein folding chaperone. The transcript has 2 exons.
AAAAACGCACGGCCCCCAUCUGAAUCGAACUGUCAUUUAAUUUAUUUUAAUUGUAAAUUCUCUCAUCUUUCGUGUGCCUGUGCAUCUGUUCAAUUAUUAGCCCAAAACAAUGGCAUCCGAAGCCGCUAAAGAUCAAAAACCAAAUGAGAAAAUAAUCCAAGAAUUUCAAUUGUUACGAAAUGAACAACGAAGUUUGGUAAACAACCUCAACACUCUGGAAAUGGACCUUAAAGAACACAAAACUGUGAUAGAAACACUUAAGUUAGUCGGCGAUGAUCGAAAAUGCUUCCGUCUGAUUGGUGGCGUUCUGUGCGAACGAACAGUCAAGGACGUGCUGCCGCAAUUACUGGAAAACAAAGAAUUCAUCGAGAAAACCAUCACAGUGAUAAACCAAGAUCUUUCCAAAAAAGGACAACAGAUCAAUAAGUUCAAACAGGAUCACAACAUCCGCAUUCGUGGUGAACAAAUGCCAGAUAGUAAAGAGGACGAAAAGAAAUCCGACGCCUCCUCAUCGUCAAGCAAUGCCAAUCGCAAUGUCUUGGUUUCCAACUAAAACUUAAAAAAGAAAA